This is a messenger RNA of Acanthisitta chloris (rifleman), 1067 nucleotides long. RefSeq names its product BRF2, RNA polymerase III transcription initiation factor 50 kDa subunit (gene BRF2). Gene Ontology annotation, molecular function: TBP-class protein binding; RNA polymerase II general transcription initiation factor activity. The annotation marks the transcript as partial. Lineage: Eukaryota; Metazoa; Chordata; Aves; Passeriformes; Acanthisittidae. The record is from RefSeq and is a predicted model, not a curated record. The transcript has 4 exons. Gene Ontology annotation, biological process: transcription initiation at RNA polymerase II promoter; transcription preinitiation complex assembly. Gene Ontology annotation, cellular component: transcription preinitiation complex; nucleus.
AGGUGGCCUAUUCCCAGAGCACUGGGCAGAAGGAGCAGCUGAGCCGCUGCCUGCAGCGAGGGAUCCGGCGGGUCCAGGACCUCUGCAAAGUCCUGCAGCUCCCAGCGGUGUUCGAGGAAACAGCUGUGUCCUACUUCCAGAGGGCUGUCCAGCUCCCUGCCUUCCACCUGGUCAGCCUGGAGAAGAAGGAGCUGCUGGGAGGCUGCUGUGUGUUCGUGACAUGUCGCCAGCACAACUGGCCCCUGACCAUGGGCACCAUCUGCUCCCUGCUCUAUGCGAAGCAGGAGCUGUUUGCCAGCGUCUACGUGAGGCUCCAGAAGGAGCUGGAGCUCUCUGUGCCUGCCCUGAGCCUGGCAGACCUGGUGAAGACACACCUGAACAGUUUCCGGCUAUUCAAGCCCACAGGCAACGUCCCUGUGCCAUUCCAGGAGGACAAGGAGAAGCUGGUGGCCCGGACAAUGAGCAUUGUGGAGUUGGCCAGUGAGACGUGGCUGGUCACCGGCCGCCACCCCGUGCCCGUGGUCACGGCCGCAGCCUUCCUGGCCUGGCAGUCGUUGCAGCCCAGCUCCCGCCUCUCCUGCCCCCUGGCUCGGUUCUGCCAGCUGGCAGGUGUGGAUGUGCCACCCCCAGCACACCUGAGGCUGAAGGAGCUGCUGGAGAUCCUCCUGGGAAUGGCCUCCAAGCUCGAGGAUGGGGAGGAGCAGCGUGACACAGCCCCAGCCCAGGGAUCCCCAGCCCAGGGUUCCCCAGGUGAAGACUCCCUGGGUGAGGGCACCCCGUGUGAGGACUCCCCAGACCAGGGCACUCCUGGCUCUCCUCCAGCAGCAGGAGGGGGGGCCCAAGAGAAGGGCUGUCCCUCAGCAGGGAAAUGGCCGCGUGAGGGCACCCCCAGGCCUCUGCUCCCACCCUGCCUCAUCCACCCGAGGAAGAGGCUGCGAACAGCAGCCCCAAGCACCGUGGACUCAGCCCUCACUGGUGACGAGCCCAUCUCCGACAGCGAGAUCGAGCAGUACCUGCGGGGCCCAGAGGAGGUCCAGGCCUUCAGGAAGGCCAGGGCCUGGCUGUGA